Molecule: messenger RNA, 1119 nt
Organism: Durotheca rogersii
Lineage: Eukaryota; Fungi; Ascomycota; Sordariomycetes; Xylariales; Xylariaceae
Exons: 1
Coding region: 236-874 (212 amino acids)
Source: RefSeq, a predicted model, not a curated record
CCGCCCGAGGGCGUCUGGCGUGACUUUAUUAACCUCGUCGACCCCCGAAGCCUCUCCUCCCAGGCCUCCAACGUCCGUUGCGUCUUGGCUAACCGAUUGGCACAGGUAGGUGUAAUUCGACCCGGUCGCUCCAGUCCUGCCGAGCAGAGAGCAGAGACGUCUGUCGUACCGGGAGGUACUGCGUAGCUCUCGCUACCCGGUAUAUGAGUAUGUACCUGAUCGAAAAGGGUCGAGGAUGGGCGCGCCCGGUAGGCCCCCGACGUAUAGACCCUGCGUGGUGUGUGUGUGUGUGUGUGUGUGUGUGUGUGUGUGUGCGUGCGUGCGUGCGUGUGUACCUCUCGCUCGAGCGACUACCUGCGGUAGUAUAGCGAAGCAAACUGCGCAGCUGCGGGAUCAGGGGUGGAAGGGGAGGCUAAUGCCGGGCUGCUGGUCAGGGUCUCUCCUCUUCCUCCGAGGCUGGUCCUCCAGCGCGCCGUGUCUCUCCUGCUCGCGUACGUACACGUGCGAGGAAGCGGCUUCGAGGCGUAGGGCGCAAGGUUCGCCGCCGAGCAAGUCAACCUGUCUAGUAAGAGCGGGACCGCGUGUGGGCACUAUACAGGUAUGCAAGUGCGGUGCUAGCUCGCCUAUCUUGGUGCGGGCAGUAUCUCAAGAGAGCUCUAGUCGCGGUGUGGGCCGGGUGGUUUGCAUGUGUAGGCACGGUAGGCAGGUCAUGUACAGGCACAGCAUCGACCGGAACGGUGCUGGGGGAAAGGGGGGGGGGGGGGGGGAGUCAGGUAGAUGCCGACGAGCCACGACUAGGAAAGCGAACUACUACUGCAAAUGGGGGUUGGUAAGGGGGAGAGAAGGCUGUGACAGGACGGCCUUAAUGCAGUAGUAGCAAGGAUGCGCCUGUGGGACGAAUGGCACGGCGGAGGGAGGAGGAUGCGUCAGGAUGAUGGAAUGCUUGUGUUCCCGUCAGAAAACACGAAAAGGGGGCCGGGUCAGACAAGAGAAGGGGUCGGCCUGUGGGCCAAAGUUCGAACUGCGCGAUCGGGGAUCGCUGGCGCGGCAGAUGGCAGAACGGGGAGCGAGUUAGCAGCAAUCAACACCCGGUAGUAAGGUAUAGGGAGAGGGAGGGUA